AUGGCUACGCAAUACGAAUCCGGAGACACUCCAGCGCAAAAUAUGCGUAACUUUGAGCCCUCGACAACAUAUCUAUUCCAUGAAGAUAAGAAACAGAAGCCGUCGCUGGAUUUUACCCAAAGAAUCGAGAGGGCUUUGGCUAGAUAUAAUGCAUCAGACAAUGUAUUCAAGAGGUGGCUAUUUGAAACGUUGAGCUGGCUCGUUAGUGCGUCUUGCAUGGUUGCGAUCAUUCUUAUAAACCUCCGGAUCAAGAGCAAGCCCAUGGUCCAGGAGCCUUCGUCCCUCAACUGGAUUAAUGUACUGGGAAAGAUAUCCUCUGCGGCUCUUAUCGUCCCAACCACCGAAGCGCUCGGGCAAUUGAAAUGGAAUUGGUUCCACAAAUCGAAAGCGAUGUGGGAUUUUGAGAUAUUUGACAAGGCUUCUAGGGGCCCUCUUGGUGCCCUUAUGUUGUUGUAUCGAACAAAGGGUCGCUCAUUAGCUGCACUUGGUGCACUGCUAAUUGUUCUACUUCUUGCGAUCGAUACCUUCUUCCAGCAAGUCGUGGACCUUCCCGAUCGGUGGAAGCUGCAUGCCAGCUCCGGCGUUUUACCUAGGACGAUUCAUUACGUUGGACAAGUACCCAACGCCUACGUUGACGGCGUGGAAAUGCUUUCAGACGAUAAAGAUAUGUUUCACACCGUAGAGAAGUUUGCAUAUGGAAACGGCACACAACCAGUUCCGUUUGGUAAUGGUACACGUCCUGAUAUACCCCUCUCUUGUCCGACAAGUAACUGUACAUGGCCAGUGUACGACACAUUGGGAGUCUGCAGCCAAUGUGCCGAUAUCUCAGAGCACCUUGAUUUUGCCUGCAUGGUGAACACGGUUGACUGGACAUCUUCCUUGUCGGGUGGGUUUAUGGUAGAAGGCGGCUACCCGAACGCGACCAUGUGUGGCUACUUCCUCAAUAUCACAAGCCACAACCCUAUCCUCAUGUCUGGAUACAUUGUCAACUCGAAUACAUCGGCUUAUAGCGAAACGCUAAUCAUGAGGACUCUGCCUUUGACAACAACCCUGUUACAUGAGCCUCUCUAUGGAAACGGAUCAAUUAACUUUAAGGAGUUUCGCAACACCAUCCAGGAUGUGCUCAUCGUGUCGGCUGUGAACGGAUCAGCAGCAUCUGUUCACCGUAACGAGACGCCUAUCGCACAGGAGUGCGUAUUGACUUGGUGUGUCAAGACAAUGCAGUCUAGUUACAGCCUAGGCGAGUACAAAGAAGAGAUACUGGAAACUUUUAUCAAUACAACAUCUGGACCCUGGCCUUGGAUAGCAUCUUCCUUCUCGGAUGGAACAUCAAAUGGGACAGAUUCUUUCUUUCUCCAAGAUAUCCACAUCGACAUUGGUAUUACGCCGAGUGGGCGUAAUAUCUCGGGGUACGGCAUGGCCAAUUCAAGCGUUGCGUCUAUCACGGUGGGCUUUACUGACGUCUUCCCUGCAUUCGCAACCGUAAUGAACGAAUCUUCUGUUCCGUUGCUGCGGUACAAGACUUGGAUGGCCAAUGUAGCAUGGAACCGGAUCCUCGACUUCAACCCAUGGAUCUCACCCAACAAUGUCACAAGGCACAUGGAACGCUUUGCUACAGCAAUGACUAAUAUCAUACGCUCAUCCGAAAACAUGGAGAUGCUUUCCGGAGACGCAUGGGUGAUGGAGACCUUCAUCUCAGUGCGAUGGGCAUGGCUCAGUUUCCCGUUCAUACUCCUCGUUCUCACUCUCGUUUUCUUGGUUUCUACCAUCAUGAAGACCUCAAAAGACAACGAAACGAGAUUAUUCAAGAAUUCAGCUAUGCCGACUCUCAUCUACGGUCUUCCCAAAGAGACCCAGGGCCAGUUUACCAAUUCAUCAACGUGGAACAGCACAAAGGAAACGAAAAAGGUCCGCAUCAGGUUGAACCCGAAGACUGGAUGGAGAGUAUCGGGCCAGAGUCAACUGAGUACAUCACCGCAGCUACCGCGGCCCGCUGUCCAACCUCAUCAUAGCUGGAUAUGA
Messenger RNA from Pyrenophora tritici-repentis Pt-1C-BFP, 2022 nucleotides. RefSeq names its product DUF3176 domain containing protein. Lineage: Eukaryota; Fungi; Ascomycota; Dothideomycetes; Pleosporales; Pleosporaceae. The record is from RefSeq and is a predicted model, not a curated record.